This is a messenger RNA of Quercus robur (English oak), 483 nucleotides long. RefSeq lists its product as uncharacterized. The record is from RefSeq and is a predicted model, not a curated record. Bases 1 to 483 code for a protein of 160 amino acids. Lineage: Eukaryota; Viridiplantae; Streptophyta; Magnoliopsida; Fagales; Fagaceae. The transcript has a single exon.
AUGUUUAAUGAGAUCGAUGAGGACUUUGAUGACGUGGCUAUAAGGACUUUUAAGGUCAGCUUGCUUGCCGAGCAUGAUUUGAGAAAGUCCUUGACCAAAAAGCCAGUAAGGAGUGUGCGUCAGCUUAUGAAUCGUAUUGACGAAUAUAAGCAGAUCGAGGAAGACCAGCAACAGGGGAAGGGAAAGGCUAAUGUUAUCCUUCAGGACAGGAGGGAUUUCAGGUCGGAUAGAUACAAUAAUAACAGAACCCAAAGGGAUUUUGCUGGGCAAUCUGGGUCUACAGCUCCUCAGGUGGUUAGCAUGGUGUUUCAAGAGCCUGUACAUCAAGUCUUGGAGAAGAUGAAGAAUGAGUCAUACUUUAAAUGGCCAAAUAAGAUGGAAGGAGACCCCAUGAGGCGUAACCAAAGUCUUUAUUACCAGUACCACCAAGAACAGGGGCAUACCACCGAGGACUGUAGAAUUCUGUGGAAUCAUCUGGAGUAA